This is a messenger RNA of Terrapene triunguis (Three-toed box turtle), 4549 nucleotides long. Its product is annotated as adhesion G-protein coupled receptor G2. Gene Ontology annotation, biological process: adenylate cyclase-activating G protein-coupled receptor signaling pathway; cell surface receptor signaling pathway. The record is from RefSeq and is a predicted model, not a curated record. Gene Ontology annotation, cellular component: membrane. The transcript has 36 exons. NCBI's taxonomy places the organism in Eukaryota, Metazoa, Chordata, Testudines, Emydidae. Gene Ontology annotation, molecular function: G protein-coupled receptor activity. The coding region runs from base 15 to 4157 and encodes 1380 amino acids.
CCGGCCGGGCCAGAAUGAUUGCCUGUGGAGUGCAGCACUGCUGUGCUGGCAGAGUCCAGGAGCUUUUACUGAAAUUCAAGAUUUCUCUAGCUAUCAUUUUACUUCACGUGUUUCUGGCUACCUCGGACAUACCUCAGGAUGGUUUCCUAGGACAAUACAGAGCUGUUUUUAAGACUGCAUGUGAAGAUGCUUGGUCUCUGUCACCAGGAAUUCAUGUGCCUGCCCUGAAAGAAUUCACAGUCUGUGUGUACCUUAAGCUAGUGACUUCUAGUAAUCCCUGGACUGCUUUUGUAUACAAUAGAAAAAGACCUGGUAGCACCACUUCUGCAAAUAGCUAUGAACUUGGACUUACAGGAGAUCAUGACAAAUUGACAGUUUGGAUGUUUGGCACCCAAAUAAACUUAAAGGAGAAACUUAAUGUGGACACUUGGUACCAAGUGUGCAUAGAGUGGAGAAGUAAAGACAAGGAGAUGAAACUAUUUAUAAAUGGAACAAAAAAAAGAAGCCAAAAACUGUUAAAAGAAGACCUUAUUGCAGAUGGGCAGAUUUUACUUGGCUGUUCACAAUCAUCAGCCACAUCUUCAGCCAUGGGUAUGGUUGGUGAGCUGUACAUGUUCAGAAUGUGGAAUGAAGCAAAUAAAAUAUCUGGCUGCACAGAUGGUAAUAUUAUAGGCUGGAGAAAGAAAAAUUGGGUCUAUAAUCACACAUUAGAAGAGAGCAACACUUUGCCAUGUGCAAAUGAUGUAACUUCCAGAUCAUCAGUUGAAAAAUCUUCAGAAACCAUAUCUGAUGCAACUUCAUUAGAAAAGACAAGCACUUCAGAAUCCUCUAUUGUUACUUUUAUCACCUACCCCAUUAAUGCUUCAGCUACAAGUUCAGAUACAAGCACUGCAGCCAGGACUUUAAGUGUGUUGCCAAAGCCAAACCAUACAGAAACUACUAAUAUCCCUGAAUUUAACUUCUCCACAACAGUAGAAUCCUCUAUCGUUACUUUUAUCACCUACCCCAUUAAUGCUUCAGAUACAACUUCACUAGAAAGAACGAGUGCUGAAGAUAGAACUUUAAGUGUAUGGCCGGAGCCAAACCAGACACAAACUUCUAAUAUCCCUGAAUUUAGCUUUUCCACAACAGCAGGGAAAUUAUCUGCAAAUAUAACCUUCAAUGCAACUGACAGUGUUACUCUACCAACUACUGCCAUUACGAAUGGUAUAAGUUGUUGUAAAAAUGAAACAAAACUAUCUGGUAACAACUUACAUAAUUUAUCAGCCAUCUGUAAUAAUUCAGUUUUCUACAUGGGCUAUGUAAAAUUUCAGUACAAUGAAAAAAGCAAUAAUACUUCAAUUGAUGAUGUAACCAGCAGCAAUAAAGUCACAAAAUUAAUUCCAUUUAUAACACCUACUCUACAAGAAUCAAAAAUUUCAGAAUUCAACAAAACAUUGCAGGAACUAAGUGAGUCUUCUGUUAUGGAGUGUGCUGCAGAAAACCAAAGUAUAUCAGUCUGUAAGUUUAUAGUAAAGCUGGCCAAGACUGUUAAUAUAAGCAGUUUAAUAGCACGUGUAAAAGACAGAGCAGAUAUACGCCAAAUUGACCUGUGCUUCUGUUCAGCUCUGCAAUCUUGGCCCUCAACUGCUGAAGAGUUACAACUAUUGCCAUGUUAUGGACAAGUCACAGUUGUAUGCGAUGCCCCUACCAAACUUGGCCCUUCAGCUUCUCCUACUGCUUCUUCCAGUAAAACUUCUAUUGACAAACCUCCUCAUAAUAUUCAUCCCCCCAAACAUACCACUGUUUUUUCUCCUCCUCUUUCAACCAGACCUAACACUACAAAUCAUCUUUUGACCAAACCUAUUGCUACGCAUUCCACCACACCUACUACAAUUUCCCCUGCUACUCCUUCUCCUACACACACCACUACAAUUCCCCCUGCUACAUCUUCUCCUACAAGUACCGUUAGAAUUCCUAUGCCUUUCACCAAACAUUUCACUACAUCUCUCACCAAAUCUACCACAAUUUCUCUUCCUACAUCUCCAACCAAACCUGCUACUGUAGUUCCUUCUGCCAUUCCUUCAACCAAACCUAUAAAUGUGUCUUCUGCUCCUUCCACUGAACCUACCAUCCUCUCUCCUCCUGGUAUUCAUUCGACCACUGAUAGCCAAGCUACCGGGGCCAACGGUACAACAGGAAACAUUUUGGAUAAUCUGUCAAAUAUCACACAUACCACGAUUAAUCCCUCUGAAGUUGAGAGCAUAAUAUCCAAAAUGGAAAGUGCUCUGUCAGCCCAGAAAAUAGAGCCAAAAGUUGCAAAAGAGAUGGUCAACACAAUUAGCGAUCUCCUAAAUGCUCCAUUACAAUCCUCAAUGUCUAAAAGAAUAAUAAAAAUAGUGGAUGCCAUUGGCUUAAAACUGAACUUUUCAACAGAAUCCAUUAAUUUUACCUCCCCGGCCUUGGCUCUAGCAGUCACCAAAGUCCACAGCAGCAACUUCAGCAAAAUGUCAUUCGCUGUCCAAGAUUCAUCAGAUCUUCAGAUUGCUCUAGGGACCCAAGCACCUAUAAAUAGUGUUGGAGCUAUUGCACUGCCUUCCUCAUUGCUGACAAACUUGUCUUCUGAAGAUAUGCCUCUGGCUUCUAGAAUUAUAUUCAACUUUUUUGAAAAGACAACUCCAUUUCAGGAUUCGUCACUCGAGAAUCUCUCUCUAAUCAGUAAUGUCAUAUCAUCAAGUGUAGCUAACCUCACGCUUAGCGACUUGAAGGCAAAUGUUACUGUCACUCUACAGAACACCAGGCCUAUUCAGGAUAAUUUAACAGUUAGAUGUGCAUUUUGGGACUUCAAUAAAAAUGGUGGCAAAGGAGGCUGGUCAUAUGAAGGAUGCAUGGUUAAAGAAAGGAGAGCAAAUGAAACCGUUUGUACAUGCAACCACCUCACAAGUUUUGGAGUUUUGCUGGACCUGUCCAGAAAUUCUCCUUUAUCACCCAUCCAGACACUGGUUCUGACUUUUAUCACCUAUAUAGGCUGUGGCAUUUCUGCAAUUUUUCUUUCUGUUACUCUUGUAACCUACAUAGCCUUUGAGAAAAUCCGGAGAGACUACCCUUCCAAAAUCCUUAUUCAACUGUGUGCUGCAUUACUUCUACUCAACCUAGUUUUCCUCCUUGAUUCAUGGAUUGCUCUGUAUAACAUACGAGGCCUGUGCAUCACAGUUGCUGUAUUUCUUCAUUAUUUCCUCUUGGUUUCCUUCACUUGGAUGGGCCUUGAAGCAUUCCACAUGUAUCUUGCCCUUGUCAAAGUGUUUAAUACCUAUGUACGGAAAUACAUCCUUAAGUUUUGUAUCGUUGGCUGGGGUGUACCACUUGUAGUGGUAGGCAUUGUAUUGGCUAUAACACCAAAUAACUAUGGGCUUGGAUCAUAUGGAAAGUUUCCUAAUGGCUCACCAGAUGAAUUCUGCUGGAUCAACAAUAACAUUGCCUUCUAUAUUACUGUCGUGGGAUACUUCUGCAUGAUAUUCCUGUUGAACGUUGGCAUGUUUAUAGUGGUGCUGAUUCAGCUUUGUCGAAUCAAAAAGAAGAAACAACUUGGAACUCAGAGAAAAACCAGUAUUCAAGACCUCAGAAGUGUGGCAGGCCUCACAUUCUUAUUGGGAAUUACUUGGGGAUUUGCCUUUUUUGCAUGGGGGCCAGUAAAUCUGAUAUUUAUGUACCUCUUUGCCAUCUUUAACACGUUACAAGGAUUCUUCAUUUUUAUCUUCUACUGUGUAGCAAAGGAAAAUGUCCGCAAACAGUGGAGACGAUAUCUGUGUUGUGGAAAAUUCAGGCUGGCUGAAAAUUCUGAUUGGAGUAGAACUGCUACUAAUGGUUUAAAGAAGCAGACUGUAAACCAAGGAGUAUCCAGUUCUUCCAAUUCCUUACAAUCAAACAGUAACUCUACUAAUUCCACCACACUGCUAAUGAAUAAUGAUUAUUCAGUACACGCAAAUGGGAAUGGUAAUGUCUCCAGUGAGAAGAACAGUGUUUCUUUCAACGUACAGAAUGGCGAUGUGUGUCUUCAUGACUUUUCAGGAAAACAGCUCGUAUUUCAUGAGAAGGAUGAUGCAGACCACAAAAAAACCCGUGUCUCACUCCGAAGGACUUCAAAGAGGGGAAGCCUACAUUUUAUUAAGCAAAUGUGAUUUUUUUUCAAAGCACAUUGUUUUACAGUGUAAAACACAGAUUUUUACUUUAACUAUUUUACAUAAUGUGAGAAGACCAGAAACUUAUCCUUGUUUUAUAGACGGUACUGGAGCCUUGAGGCAGUCAUGUACUGGGUUGAUAAUGAGAGUUAUAAUUGUUUAAAAAGUCAUUGCUACUAUUUGACAAGGUACUUCAGAUACUACAUCACAAUUGGCACAAUUUCCAAUUUGAUUUUCCAUUUCCCCCCCCCCCAAGGUUUAAAGGAAGGUUUGGUUUUAGACUCUUAUUUUCUCGGUAUAACUACAAUUUGUAUAUCUGAAUACAAUACAUAGUAUUGUAAAUGUAGGUAACUACAAGUUACACUUAAACAAGAUUCUAAAUUAUCUUUCAA